This is a messenger RNA of Chironomus riparius, 457 nucleotides long. NCBI's taxonomy places the organism in Eukaryota, Metazoa, Arthropoda, Insecta, Diptera, Chironomidae. The record is from the annotation of a GenBank genome assembly.
GGUUGAUAUUAAGGCAUAAGAAAUCAAAAUAAGAAGAGAAAUUUAUGUUCUGUAAAUUGAUGAAGAUGUGCAUCAGCUAAGUGAUGCAAAAAAAAGGGAGGUGAUCAUAUUGACCAUAACGAGAUACAAUUACAAUGAUGAACAAGCGAAAGAAUCACACAUAUGAAGCAUAUAAUUUACAUAAUUUAAUUUAUUGAUGACAUCAUUAUAAUUGUUAAAUGCUACAUUACUCAUUUCUUUAUUAUUAUUGUUCUUCUGAUUACAGGCAUCACCUAAUGAUGGACUACCGCCAAUCGUAUGCAUUAAGUGUCGCGAGCAGUUAGACUCUUGUCAUCGAUUUCGACGCGUCGCACAUCAAACACAUCAAGCACUCCACGAUUAUCUGCAAUUUACCUCAAAGUUAAAUGGCACGCCACAGGGUGUAAUGUUGCAGAAAAUUAGAAUUCAUAGCACAUAG